Aspergillus melleus is the source of this 1164-nucleotide messenger RNA. RefSeq lists its product as uncharacterized. The record is from RefSeq and is a predicted model, not a curated record. NCBI's taxonomy places the organism in Eukaryota, Fungi, Ascomycota, Eurotiomycetes, Eurotiales, Aspergillaceae. The transcript is spliced from 4 exons. Bases 1 to 1164 code for a protein of 387 amino acids.
AUGCUUUCGAAGUUGCGUGCUAAGAUCAAAUCCAAAAAGGGUGAUCGACAUUGCCGUGAGAGGCAUAACGAACAGUCUCCACCUGUGAGCAUCAAAGACCAAGAUCGCAUCGAAACCAACGCCGAUGUUGAAGUUUCCUCCAAGCGAGAUGCAAAAGAUGAUGAGCCAUCGAGAGAAAACCUCUGGGAAGUCGCCGGGAAAAGACUGGACGAGAAGGACCGAAAGGCUUUGGGUCUGGAGGGCUCUUUCCCUACCACAGAUGCCAUCCAAGAUGUGAUCGAGACAACUGAGAAGAAAUACCGUGAGUAUAAGGAAGGUGGGCUGAAGAUUCGCAAGCGCGAUGGGGGACAUAUAAACGUUCGUGAUUCUGCCAAAAACAUCAUUCUCCAUGCAUUGGAGGCGCAGGACCUUGUCAAAGCAUCGGUGUCUUUUGAUCCAACUGGCCAUGCAUCAAGUGCUUGGUCAAUUGUUUCAAUCGGUCUGACGCUGAUCAAUAAUGAUAUUGAACGUCGGGACGACAUUUUCCAGGCAGCCGAAUAUCUCGCAGGCAUUCUUUCUUACUAUGCGAUUGUCGACAAUCAUUAUCGAGACAGAAAAGUAGAAAGCGACCAAGGGUUGGAGGACGCACUGCUUGAGGUCUACACGGCAGUUCUUCAAUACGCGGCAGUGGUGAAAAAGGCAGAGCAAGAAAGCGGAGCUGCCCGCGUGGGAAAAAGCAUCACGGCCCUUGUUGAACAGCCACUCAAGGACCUCAAGGAAACUGUCGAAAAGCAAGGGCAGGCUGUUCAAAAGUGGACAGCUUUGACGACAGAUCUAGGUAACACCACCUUCCGUUUAUCAGGACCAACGCAAGAGGCCUUGCUCAUUGUUACAGACCACAGGAAACAAGCAGAAAGCAUGCUGGGCGGAAUUGACGAGGCGGUCGAAAGGCUGAAGAUGAUCCAAUCGCACAACAGAAGUUUGCAAGACCGAGAGAUUCUCGACUGGCUGUCCACGGCAUCAUAUUCCUCUUCCCAGAACGACGCUCAAGACCGUCGGCAAUUAGAAACGGGGAAUUGGUUUCUUAACUUACCCGAGUAUAAAGAGUGGAAGGCCACGCCCGGAAAGAUCUGUUGGCUUCAUGGAGCAGGUGCGUUCUUUCAAUCUUCACCAAAUCAUAACUAA